UUGUCACGUGCACCAUUAUCCCACUACAUAAAAGUUGUAAAAACAAUAAUCAUUGUGAUUCAGGAUAAAACCGAGGAAACAGUAUACAUCGAUACAAAUAUAUUAUCUUCCAUUAUUGUAUAUACAACGACCAUUGUAUAUUAAAACAACAAUGGAACGAAGAUAUUUUACAGUCUAUGUAUUGUUUGUUCUUUUGAUUACGUCUGUUCAAGGCAAAACUGACCAACAAAGUAAAAAGGGAUGGACCUGGGGUGAUGUUUGGUGUGUAACAAAGACAUAUGGAGGAGCAGUAGUAAUAGGGACAGGUGCAGUAGUUGCAGUACCAGUUGUACUUGGUGCAAUUGGCUUUACCCCGGCUGGUAUAGUAGCUGGAUCAUGGGCAGCUAAAGCGAUGUCAAUGUCGGCCACUGCCAAUGGUGGAGCCAUAGCUUCUGGUGGAGCUGUUGCCUCCCUCCAAUCUGCAGCAGCUUCUGGACUAAGUGCUGCUGCAAAGUCUACCAUUGGUACCACGGUUGGUGGGGCGUAUAGAUAUGUGGUAGGCAGCUGUUCAAAAAAUGACAUUGACUGUAAAAAGAAAUAGAAAUGACGUCCAAUGUUUAAAAAAUAUAUUUUUUUUUAAUGAAACAACUUUUUAAAAUGUAAAAAAUAAUAAUAAGUAAUUUUGUUAUGGUUCCGAGAAACUGUACGAAUAUAUAUCACUACACAUUUCA
Messenger RNA from Mytilus californianus (California mussel), 710 nucleotides. Its product is annotated as interferon alpha-inducible protein 27-like protein 2A. The transcript has 3 exons. The coding region runs from base 152 to 580 and encodes 142 amino acids. Gene Ontology annotation, biological process: apoptotic signaling pathway. NCBI's taxonomy places the organism in Eukaryota, Metazoa, Mollusca, Bivalvia, Mytilida, Mytilidae. Gene Ontology annotation, cellular component: mitochondrion; membrane. The record is from RefSeq and is a predicted model, not a curated record.